AGCAAAUUCGUGGAAGACAGCCAAGAAGAUGUAAUCCAGAAACCCCCCAAAUAAAAACGCGUCAAGACAGCUAAAAAGUUAUCCUUUUCCUCUUCCUCUUCUUCUUUCCUCUAGCUCUUGACUUCAUUUUUCUUCUUUAGUACCAUUUUCUUGGCUGGGCACCAAAAACGCGAUUCCCUUAUUAGCAUUUCUUUAGAUUGCCAUUCGCAUUUUCCGUAAUCUUCGGUUCCAUUCAACCAGGAAUUGUUGUUGUUGACAUUGUGGGUUUUUGGUGGUUGAGGGUUGUAAAAUGAGUGAAAUUUUGGCGGUACAUGCAGACCGGUUUGUGAAGCCGGUUCAGGAGAUUAACCCAUAUGGUAUCGUGGAUGAGAAGCAGCAGCGCGAAAUGGUGGGGCCUUCUACUUCAUUGGCGCCGCGGCCGGAGGAGGAGGAGGUGGUGGUAAUGGUGGGGGAGAAUGAGAAUGAGGAAGCGCCGCUUAUAGCGACGGCUGAGUGCCGCAUUUGUCAGGAGGAGGAUUCAUUGACCAAUUUGGAAACUCCCUGUGCUUGCAGCGGUAGUCUUAAGUAUGCUCAUAGAAAAUGUGUUCAACACUGGUGCAAUGAGAAAGGGGACAUCAUUUGUGAGAUCUGCCAUCAGCCUUACCAACCUGGUUAUACUGCUUCUCGACCUAAUCCUGAAGAGACUACAAUAGAUAUUGGGGGAGGCUGGCAGCUUUCUGGGGCACCUUUGGAUUUGCAUGAUCCUCGCCUUUUGGCAAUUGCAGAGGCUGAGCGUCAGCUUCUGGAAGCUGAAUAUGAUGAUUACAGUUCUACAAAUGCAAGUGGUGCUGCAUUCUGCCGUUCAGCUGCUCUAAUUUUAAUGGCUCUUCUGUUAUUGCGGCAUGCAUUGACUGUUACUGAUGGUGAUGGAGAUGAUGACCCUUCUGCAUUCUUCUCUCUUUUCUUACUUCGUGCUGCUGGCUUCCUUUUACCCUGCUACAUCAUGGUCUGGGCGAUUAGUAUUUUGCAGCGGAGAAGACAGAGACAGUACCAAAUCUGGGGAUAGUUGAUGCUUAUGGAAGUGAUGUUCUUCGCUGGAACAGGAGGCUGCGGCAUUGGCUGCGACACAGUUUGCAUUUGUGGUACAAUCUGGGCAAAGCAGGGGUCUGCACUUUGCGAUUGCAUCCACUGCACCUCUACCUACACCUGCAACAGCAUUGACUCCACAACAGGAGCAUGUUUGAAAUCUCCUGCAAUCCUCAUUUCACUGAGCAUCUUUUGUGCGGCAUCAUAUGAAGGGCCAAUCUCUCUCGUUGAUUUUGAAAAUAUGCCUUCUUUGUCUCUUAAAUAUCUCCUUCGGUCCUGUGUAUAUAGUAAUGAUGCUUCUGUAUUUGAGCUGGUUAGGGAAAUUCGGUUGACAUGGGCCAUGGCCGUUUGUUUGCUGAGCCUCAACCUUCCGAUUACCUAUUCCUAUGUUACUUCAUUUUCUUUUUGUUUUUCUGAGGGUUCCUAUGUUACACUAUCAAGUCUUUUGCAUGGUUUGGAUAUCAAAUGCUCCUAUGUCAUGAGCACUCUGCUGUGGCCCCUAAUUUGAGGGCUGUACUAAUACGACACUUUGCCUGCCUUUUUCUGUCUCCA
Messenger RNA from Coffea arabica (coffee), 1617 nucleotides. RefSeq lists its product as uncharacterized. The record is from RefSeq and is a predicted model, not a curated record. Gene Ontology annotation, molecular function: ubiquitin-protein transferase activity; zinc ion binding. Gene Ontology annotation, cellular component: membrane. NCBI's taxonomy places the organism in Eukaryota, Viridiplantae, Streptophyta, Magnoliopsida, Gentianales, Rubiaceae. Gene Ontology annotation, biological process: protein ubiquitination.